AAAGACCACACAAUACUAAGAAGAGGAGAAAAUCAAUUCUCCUCAAAUUUCAUCAAUUCAUCAAAAUGCAAAUGGAAACCAAUUUUUUGAUUCCAUUUUUCACAAUUUUCAUCCAAUUGAUGUCUACUCAUGUGAAACCCCAGCUGAUCGAGUCGCAAUUGAAUUUUCCUAGCUGUCCGGCGACUGAUCCGGCACUUAAUUACCGGCCGGUCAUCGGAAUUGUGAGUCAUCCCGGCGACGGAGCUUCCGGUCGUCUCAACAACGCCAGUGAUGUCUCAUACAUAGCUGCUUCUUAUGUCAAGUUUGCUGAAAUGGCUGGUGCUAGAGUUAUCCCGAUUAUAUAUACAGAGCCUCCUGAAAUUAUCAAUCAAAAACUUAAUCUAGUCAAUGGAAUUAUCUUCACUGGAGGGUGGAGCAAGAAGGGUCUCUACUUUGAAGUUGUUAAAGGAAUAUUCGAGAAAGUUCUGGAGAAGAAUGACGCGGGUGAGCAUUUUCCUCUUCUUGCCAUCUGCUUGGGUUUUGAACUUUUAACAAUGAUCAUCUCCAAGGACAAUAACAUUCUUGAGGAAUUCAGUGCAUUGCAUCAAGCGUCUACAGUACAAUUUGUAGAAAAUAUAAAAUUUGAAGGAACAGUUUUUGGAAGGUUUCCACCUGUGCUGCUAAAGAAGAUGACUACACACUGUCUUGUGAUGCAAAAUCAUCGUUUUGGUAUAUCACCAGAAAGGCUUCAAGCAAAUAAUGACCUGUGUGGCUUUUUCAAGAUAUUGACAACUAGUGUUGAUAAGAAAAACAAGGUCUAUGUCUCCAGUGUUCAAGCACAACACUAUCCCAUAACUGCACUCCAGUGGCACCCAGAGAAAAAUGUUUUCGAGUGGGGUUCAUCACAGAUUCCACAUACCGAGGAUGCAAUCCAAGUGAGUCAACAUGUUGCCAACUAUUUUAUCAGUGAAGCUAGAAAAUCUUCUAAUAAUAAGCCGGCGACCAGCAAAGUACUUGACAACCUCAUCUACAAUUACAGUCCCUCUUAUGCUGGGAAGGUUCGGGGGAGCUUUGAGGAGGUCUACCUCUUCACUCCGCGUCCUACCUUGAGCUCUCUGUAGAUGCAUGUGAACUGCAAAAGCAUCGACUAAUUGCAUGAUCAAAGAUUAUAGAUGAAGAUACAUGUCAUUAGUGGAUGUUGAUCACGGGUUGUGCUCGUCUUCAAAUUUCCAGUUAUUCAGCGAUCUCCCAGAAAACGAAUUACUUUACACUAAUUGGAUGAUGAUUGUUUAUAAUUGUUCCAUCAUCCACCUUCUGUAUUCAGGUUUGCAUGAUUUGAAUUGGAGCACAAGUCUCUGAACCUUUAUGCUUUCCAAGUGUUUGUAAUAAUUACAAAUUUUUAUGUUUUGUACUAUAAAGGAAGAUAAUUUAUAUUGAUAAACAUUCAUUCAUCAUUAGUGAUAUUGUUUGCUUACAA
Solanum lycopersicum (tomato) is the source of this 1456-nucleotide messenger RNA. It is a transcript of the gene GGH2, whose product is annotated as gamma-glutamylhydrolase 2. The record is from RefSeq and is marked validated. Gene Ontology annotation, biological process: tetrahydrofolylpolyglutamate metabolic process. Gene Ontology annotation, molecular function: gamma-glutamyl-peptidase activity. Gene Ontology annotation, cellular component: vacuole. NCBI's taxonomy places the organism in Eukaryota, Viridiplantae, Streptophyta, Magnoliopsida, Solanales, Solanaceae.